AUCGAAGGUAUUCGUACAAAAUAUUGUUUUUUGAAAAUAAUUUGGUCCCCAGUCUAGCGGAAGUAAGUUACCUGUCAGAAUCGGUCAUAAUCACGCCAGACACAGGAAAAGAGAAUUUUUGUUGUUUUUUUCGGAUAAUUACAGUAUGACAUUACAGUGGACAUUUAUAGCUGUGUUUUUGUAUGGAGAGAUUGGUCUGGUGUCUCUGCUUCUCUUACCUUUCAUUUCUCCAUCAAGAUGGCAGAAAAUCUUUCGUUCUGGGCUCAUAAACAAGGUGGCAGCUUAUUCACAUAUCUACUUCAAUGUUUUCAUUGCCAUUCUGUUGCUGCUCUUCUUUGAUGCUUAUCGUGAAGUAAGUAAAUAUGCGGGUCCUACAUCUGAGGUUGACAUGAAGCAUAAUCCAGAACAACAGAACCUUGCCCACAUGAAAUUGUUCCGUGCACAGAGAAAUCUAUAUAUAGCUGGAUUUGCUCUCUUCUUAUGGUUCAUAAUCCGUAGACUGUGUACCCUGAUUUCCCAGCAAGCACAGUUACAGGCCCAGUCUGAUGCAAGUCAAAAACAGGCACAGUCUGCUACAGAUGCUGCGAAAAAGUUAAUGGAAGAGAAAGAAAAUCUCUCAAAUAUGGCUAGAGCUGAUGACACUGAUGUUGAUGCUGUAAAGAGAGAAAAAGAUCUUGCACAGGAACUAGAUGAAGCCAGACAAGAACUGGCGAAAACUAAGAAAGAGCUGGAGAAAAAGCAGGUAGACUUUGACACUUUAAAAAAGCAGUCUGAGGGAACCAAUAAAGAGUAUGACAGACUUAUGAAAGAAAUGGAGAAGUUACAGAUGGCAGUUGACGGAGGCUCAGUUGAUACCGAAAGCAAGAAAUCAAACUAGAAAAUGUCUUUUAAAAAAUCUGAUUCAAUAAUAUGAUGUUACUGUAUUAUUGUAAUUUGAGUGCAUUAGCAAUCCAUCGUUUGACAUUUAAAUUAAUUUUACCAUUAUUUCAAGCAUUAUUUGCAAAGUGUUGUAUUUGUUGGAUGCAAUAUGUGUGGUGCACAGGAUCAGUAAGGAUGUGAUACAACUAUUUGUAUUUGAUGAGAGGUCAAGAAUAAGUGUUGGCUAUCAUUGAAUAAAGAAAGUGCCAAGAUUUAUAAUUGCUGUAGCUUAAGCAAAAAUAAAAAGUUCUGUAGAAGAACUCAGUGUUUUAAUCAACUGUAUUUUAAAUGUUUUGAGAUUUAUAUGUUUGCUGUAACUGGUUCUGUAAGUGUCUGGUUAAUUCAAACUUACAAUGAUUUUGUGACUGAUUAAAAACUGGAAGGUGGAACUUGGAAUGUAGAAUUUCCAGAGGGUGCAAGAUAUAUUGAGGGAAAAUAUACAGUAACAAGAGUAAAAUUCAUAUUUUUAUGGAAUGCUUAUAAGAAUAUAAUUAUGUUAAUGAUGUAUAAUGGGUAGACAGUAUAAUUAUAGGUUACCAGUAUAUAUUCCAUAGUCCUUUAGAAGAUAUUUUUGUAGAAGUGAUUUGUCUGGUUUAGGCUUGUAGAUGUAUUACAAAUUUAUAUAGUGCAUGUAGAAUUGUCUUGACCUCAUACUUUAUAUUUCUGCCCAGUAUAAAGGUCACAGUCACAUGUCUGGAGGGUAAAUGUUUGCCAAGUUAUCUUGAUAAAAUCCUGCUCAUAAGUAAAAGUUUUUUUUCUGAUAUUUUAGUUGUGGGAGAACUUAAAAUCAAUUCCAGCUUAUUUCCUGUUGUAAAUAUUGUGAGAAUGUAGUAGAUUACUUUUAGACUUGCCUUGCAAUAUGUAUGUAUCUUUCUGUUGUGUAGCUGAUAUUUUUUUUCAUGCAUUAAAACCAUAAUGGUAUCUUUUUCUAAAGAAUACACAUAAAUAUAUAGAACAAAAAUUGGGUUGUCAUUUUGUUCAUGUCUGGUAUGAAAUGUGAUUGGUUAACUAAAUUGCAAGACAAAAUAAUCAUUGAAAUCCAUAUUUUCAGCCUUCAAUUUUCUGUGACAAAUGGCUUUUUGUAUCUCUGCAUUUUAAAUUGAAUUAUGUUUUAGUUUGAAAGAUGUAUGUCCAUAUAUUCUAAUUAAAUAGCGUUUCAUAUUGUAUACAUUUUUUCUUAUUGGAAAGGUACGCAUCAAGCUACAGUGCUUUUGAAGAUCAGUGAGGGAUUGGUCAACCAAUCAGAUGUUAUAAAUAUCUGACUGACCCAGUGUUAUAAUGUAAACCCGAUAAAAAUAUUCUCAUGUAAAUUUGGAUGUACAGUAAUGAAGAUUUCAUGAUUUUAAGAACAAUAUCUUGAUAAAUUUAGAUGUCAGAAUUGAAUUACGAGAAAGAUAAUACAGAAGUUUUUUGUAUAUUUUGAUGCUGAACUGUAUGCAAAAAAUCUUAUUUCACACUAGCCAUGGAAAAAUUCUUUAUACCAAUCAGGUGGUCGAGCAGUGGUGAGGAAGGUAGUUUUUUCACUGGCUUGUUAGAAGAGCUGAAAGUAAAGAAGUGUCUGAAAUGUUAUAAGAUGUAAAAAUGCUGUCAUCUUUGUUGUUCAAGUAUUUUACCUGUAACAAUCCACAACCCUUGCUGCAUGUUUGAUUACAGAUUGUAGAAUGGUGUAUGUUUGAAGCAAAACUGUUUGAAAAAGAGUUUGUCAUAAAUAAUGCACUAUUUUUAUAUUACAAAAACAAGACUCUUAACUUUUCAAAGAAUUCUUUGAAAACAUAGGGUCUUGAAUGUCCUGCUGACUAUUGUAGAUUUGUGAUGUUAAUGCUGCCUUCCUGUCAGUUUUUUGUUUUUUAUCUUUGUUUCUGUCUUUCAUUUUAGGUAACUGUAAAAAAUUCUGAACUGUUGAGUAUUUAUAUAUAUUUAAGCUUCAUUUUAAAUACGUUGUCAACCAUUUAAAAAAAAAAACAAAAAAAAAACUAUUAAUGGGAGUUAAUCAUUGAUGAUUUUAAUUUGUUGCUUAUGUGUUGCUCUUUGUGCAUUAUGGUUUUUAUUUCAUACAAAACAAAUGAAAGACCCAGUCAUUGUAAAGGGUAGUUUGGUAUAUUUAGGAUUGAAAUCCUCUUGCUCAAACUUUGGGGAAAAAAAAAGAAUGAUGUUUCAGACUAAUUAUUCCCAUUUAAAGAUAUCCCAUUAAGACAUAUUUCCAGUAAAAAUGAUGGGUGCCUCAUCCAUUAGUCACAAACUUGGAACAUAACUGAGGAAACAUUUGGAUCACAGAUAAGUUUUGGUUCACACUUUCUACAUAUUCAAGGAAAAUACUUGAAAAAAAAAACUUUUGCUUCAACGAGGAAACAUACAGAAAAAGUAAUUUUUAGUUCACGUUUUUACUUUUGCAUGGAAAUCAUUUGCAGAUAUUGACUUUUUAUUCACCUAUCCUAAAACGAACAAAAAAUGACAUAUGUGGAAGUUGGAAGAAAUGAAAAAUAGAUUAUACUUGAAAGUGGAUGAUGGAUAUGUAAUAAAGUUUCUUGAUUUAGGUGCACCUUUUAGAAGCAUUGGGUCUUCGUUCCUGAAGAGUAUUUAUAAUAAAUAUAUUUAAUUCA
Messenger RNA from Mercenaria mercenaria, 3518 nucleotides. RefSeq names its product B-cell receptor-associated protein 31-like. The record is from RefSeq and is a predicted model, not a curated record. NCBI's taxonomy places the organism in Eukaryota, Metazoa, Mollusca, Bivalvia, Venerida, Veneridae. The coding region runs from base 146 to 877 and encodes 243 amino acids. The transcript has 8 exons. Gene Ontology annotation, cellular component: endoplasmic reticulum membrane; endoplasmic reticulum. Gene Ontology annotation, biological process: endoplasmic reticulum to Golgi vesicle-mediated transport; intracellular protein transport.